AUGGUCUUCUCCAAGAAACUAACAAAAGAUCAAAUUCCAGGAUGGGAGGAGUACUACUUUAACUACAAGAGGUUGAAGGGAAGAGUAAAUGAAUACACAGAACAUACAAAAGAAGGAAUACAAGAUCGUAGGCGUGUUCUGAAGGACUUCUCGAAGUUGCUUGAUGACGAGAUUGAAAAGAUUGUGCUAUUCAUGAUAGAACAACAGGGACUAAUUGCAGCAAGGCUUGAAGAUUUAGGGAAACGAAGGGCAAGACUUCAAGACAUUCCACUUCUCCAGGAGAUAACUGAACUGCGAGAAGAUUACAGAGCAGUCCGCAUGGAUCUUGUAACUCUUCUAAAAUUCGUCGAACUUAAUGCCAAUGCGGUUCGGAAGAUACUGAAGAAAUUCUAUGAACGGCUGGGACACAGAUUUACUGAUUAUUACGUCAGAAGCAGAUCAAACCACCCGUACUCUCAGUUGCAGCAGGUUUUCAGACAUGUGGGAAUUGGAGCUGUUCUUGGGGCACUGUCUCGCAGUCUCAGCGAUCUCGAGGAGCGUCAGGGAAGCUAUCUGAACAUCUAUGAUCAGCAUCAUCCACUGUCCAUCCCAAAGGAUCCGAUAAUUGAUCUGAUCACGUCGACGGCAGACAACCUGACGAACUCGACGAACUUCCUGCGGUUCCUCGGACAGCAUGCUCUCAUCGACCAAGCAGACGACGGCGCUGCAGGCGCAGAGGAGGAGGAGGAGGAGGAGCACGCCGGAGGCGGAGAAGAAGACGAGUACCAUUUCACCUCCCUCGUGCUGAACCUCGCCAACACCUUCCUCUACAUGGUGAACACCUACAUCGUCGUCCCGACGGCCGACGGCUACGCCACCAGCCUCGGCGCCGCCGCGACGGCGUGCGGCGCCAUCAUCGGCUCCAUGGCCGUCGCCCAGGUGUACUUCAGCGCGUGGUCCAACCGGUCGUACUUCAGGCCGUUGCUGUUCAGCAGCGCGGUGCUGCUCCUUGGCAAUGUGAUCUACUCCCUCACGAUCCUCCUCGUUGGAAGUGUUCUAUGUGGAAUGGGAUCGGCGAGAGCUGUGAAUCGGAGGUACAUCAGCGACUGCGUUCCUCCAAGAAUCCGGAUGCAGGCUUCUGCAGCGUUUGUCAGUGCUAGUGCUCUUGGAAUGGCUUGUGGCCCUGCAAUUGCCGGUCUUCUUCAGACAAACUUCAGCCUCUGUGGUCUCACCGUCAACCAGAUCACUUUGCCCGGGUGGAUCAUGGCGUUUGGUUGGCUCGCAUACCUGAUCUGGCUGUGGAUUUCAUUUCGAGAGCCAGAUCUUGGCCAUGGUGUCAAAGAUUUCUAUGAGGGUUCUUCUACAAGCACCAAAAAGAUGGAGCAAGGAUUUGGUGAACAUCUCCUGCCAUCGCAAGCUACCUUGGAUCAAGACGACGACGACGGCAAUGGCGGCGACAACGAGUGCGACGAGACGCUGUCAUCAACCGCUGCGCUGAGACCAGCCUCUUCGGUCGCGUCAGCCUACACGCUGCUGACUCCGUCGGUGAAGGUCCAGCUGCUGAUCUACUUCAUGCUCAAGUACGCCAGGGAGAUCGUGCUGUCGGAGUCGAGCGUGGUGACCGGCUACUACUUCGGCUGGAGCACGAGCGACGUCUCCGUGUUCCUGGCGACCCUGGGGCUGAGCGUCCUCCCCGUCAACGCCGUCGUCGGCGCCUACCUCAGCAACAUGUUCGAGGACAGGCAGCUGCUGGUAGCGUCGGAGGUGGCGCUGCUGGCCGGCGUGGCGGCGGGCUUCGCGGUGGCCGGCACGGCGUACACGGCGGCGCAGUACGUGUGCUCGGCGGCGCUGACGUUCGUGGCGGCGGAGGUGCUGGAAGGGGUGAGCCUGUCGCUGCUGUCGCGGGCGAUGUCGUCGCGGCUGUCGAGGGGGACGUACAACGGCGGGCUGCUGUCGACGGAGGCCGGGACGGUGGCGCGGGUGGCGGCGGACGCCACCAUCACGGCGGCGGGGUGCCUCGGCGAAGGGUGGCUGCUCAACGCCACGCUGCUGCCGGCGCUGCUCGUCUGCGUCGCCUCCAUCGCCGCCACGCUCUACACCUACAACUCGCUCUUCUACUAA
Messenger RNA from Oryza brachyantha (malo sina), 2100 nucleotides. Its product is annotated as SPX domain-containing membrane protein Os09g0521800-like. Gene Ontology annotation, cellular component: membrane. NCBI's taxonomy places the organism in Eukaryota, Viridiplantae, Streptophyta, Magnoliopsida, Poales, Poaceae. The record is from RefSeq and is a predicted model, not a curated record. Gene Ontology annotation, molecular function: transmembrane transporter activity. Gene Ontology annotation, biological process: transmembrane transport.